AUGUCAGAUGAUGAAACGGAUGAGGCCUAUAAUGAAUUUAUCAAAGAAUUUGGAUUGAAAUAUAAAUGGGAUAAUACAAAGGCGGUCAGGCAUUGGAGGGAGAAAGCGCUUAAGCAAUUUGUAUAUGCUUUACCCAGUGUAAAAAAUCCAAUGUCAUUAUUCCAUGUAUUCCUACAAUUUGAUGCCUUUUAUCUUUCGCAAAUAUUAAGUCUGAUAAAAUUGCCAUAUUAUCCGCAUGAACUUCGAGAGAAAAUAUGGCCGGAUGGUAUUGAGAAGUUCCGAUGUAGAUUGUUUAUUCAAGAUGAAGAAUCAAUAGUGGAUUACUGUUUAAAGGCGAAGAAAUGUAAUGAUAUCGUCAAACUCUGUAAAGAUCAUUUUAGAAGUGAAUUCUAUAGUAGAUUAACACGAGAAAAUAUGAGAUGUAUUGCAAAAAAUGAUUAUUAUCGUGAAUUGGUAGAAAUGCUUAUUCAGGCGAAAAAAGAAUCAGUGACUGGUAUUAUAACUGGGUUUAAAGAUUAUAUUAAUCAGUCCGGUAUUGCUAAUCUGAAUGGGAUACAAUACUUAUUGAGAG
Messenger RNA from Funneliformis mosseae, 571 nucleotides. Lineage: Eukaryota; Fungi; Glomeromycota; Glomeromycetes; Glomerales; Glomeraceae. The record is from the annotation of a GenBank genome assembly.